Aspergillus tanneri is the source of this 1317-nucleotide messenger RNA. It is a transcript of the gene mdm12, whose product is annotated as ERMES complex subunit MDM12. Lineage: Eukaryota; Fungi; Ascomycota; Eurotiomycetes; Eurotiales; Aspergillaceae. Gene Ontology annotation, molecular function: lipid binding. Gene Ontology annotation, biological process: phospholipid transport; mitochondrion organization. The record is from RefSeq and is a predicted model, not a curated record. The coding region runs from base 1 to 1317 and encodes 438 amino acids. The transcript has a single exon. Gene Ontology annotation, cellular component: ERMES complex.
AUGUCCAUCGAGGUUGACUGGAGGACCGCCACCUCGGGUCCCGACGGUGACGCUCUGGCGGAGCGCAUCCGCUCCUUUAUCCAUGACAAAUUCCAGCAGGUCGCUCUGCCUCGUUUUAUUCGAUCCGUUCACGUCCACUCCUUCGAUUUCGGAACCAUUCCGCCCGACCUGGAAAUUAAGGACUUCUGCGAGCCAUUUGCCGAUUUCUACGAGGAGGACGAUGAAGGUGAGGAGGAGGAUGAGCCAAUCGAGCGCUCGGAGGAAUACGCCCCUGGUCAUGGUGACCAGUGGCAUCAUGGACAUCGACGCCGUUCCGACCUGAACGAGCCCCCAUAUCAGGAGGAAUUGGCAGGCCACCAGCCACUCCGCGAUCCUUUCAUGGAUAAUGCCUUUCCAUCCUCGGUCUUACGAUCUUCCAUGCCCCUAGGUGAUCACCUCAACUCGCAUUUCCUUCCUCGAGCCGGCACCCCAGGCAUCCCCGGUGGAACGUCGACGUUGGGCUAUCACCUCAUGUCUCUGGGCGGGCUUUCCGGGACACAGACCCCUCUUGCUGCAGUCGCCGGUGGCAGCCCCUUUACGAGCGGGUGGGCGGAUUCAGGAAUGCGACCGGGAAACAACUAUUAUCCCAUGUCUCCCAUACCAGUGCAUCAAGACCAUCCGGAAGCCGAUAUUGACAAUAGUAACCCAACUUCCCGUCCUUCAACGUCAAGUACGCUUCCCUCGCAUCUAUCCGGCUCCAAGCGCAAUAGUAGGGAUGGAACAAUGGGAGAAGGCCCUGGGUCACACGGAGAAGACCUUCGCCUCGGUGGGGAUGCCACCUCAGGAGAUCCGCUCCGACUGCCUCCUCGGAUGCGGGAGCGACGACCGGAAGAUUUCCAAGUCUUGUGUCACGCCAAGUACGCAGGCGACAUUCGGCUGUCGUUGACCGCGGAGAUUCUGCUGGAUUAUCCCAUGCCCAGCUUUGUGGGGCUGCCUCUGAAGCUCAACGUUACGGGCCUCACCUUCGACGGGGUGGCGGUCGUCGCAUACAUCAGUAAGCGUGUUCACUUCUGCUUCUUGUCCGCCGAGGACGCGGAUGCGCUCGUCGGAUACGAUCGGCAGGAGGCCGGAGGACAGGGGGGUCAAUUCCGACCUGGGGCCGAACAUCAAGGGGGCUUGCUACGUGAGAUUCGGGUCGAGAGCGAGAUCGGCCGUAAAGAAGAUGGGAAACAAGCCCUCAAGAAUGUGGGAAAGGUGGAGCGGUUUGUUCUGGCUCAAGUGCGACGAAUCUUCGAGGAAGAACUCAUCUAUCCCAGUUUCUGGACGUUUCUUAUUUAA